GUUCCUUCACCGCCUUGUCAGUGUGGCCGCCAUCAAUUUAACUCAAGUUUAUCGAAAACAUUUAGAAAAAUCGGUAAUAAAUUCAUAAAUCAUUUCGGUGCUACAACUGUCAAUGGUACUCUUGGAGAAGAUAUUCUUUUAGCAGGCGGGAUAAAAUCUGACCAAAUAUUCGGUCUUAUACUUUCUGAAAAUGGAUUUUUUAAUUUUGCUCCAUAUGAUGGUGUAUUUGGUUUGGGUUUUGAUAGUGUUAGUAAUUUCAAUACUACAUCACCUUUUUCAAAAAUGGUUAAACAAAAGGCCGUAAAAAAUCCUUAUUUUGGUUUUCAUAUAAGUCGUAAGGAUGUAGGGGGAACAUUAACUCUUGGCGACAUUGACACAACUAAAUUCACCGGAAAACUUAGUUACAACAAA
Molecule: messenger RNA, 411 nt
Organism: Racocetra fulgida
Lineage: Eukaryota; Fungi; Glomeromycota; Glomeromycetes; Diversisporales; Gigasporaceae
Source: the annotation of a GenBank genome assembly